Rotaria sp. Silwood2 is the source of this 1716-nucleotide messenger RNA. NCBI's taxonomy places the organism in Eukaryota, Metazoa, Rotifera, Eurotatoria, Philodinida, Philodinidae. The record is from the annotation of a GenBank genome assembly.
AUGGUAAAAUCAAAUGUCGAAAGGCAGAAAAAAUAUCGUGCCAAUUUAGCAAAAGAUAAAUUAAAAUUUGAACAAAUGAAGCAAAAAUCUCGAAUGCGAGAUAAUACAAGGCGCAAAAAUCUGACAGGUGAUGCAUUAAAUCAAUUACGUAUACGACAAAAGCAGGCAUCAAAGAAAUAUCGUGAUGGAUUAAAAUUAAAGCGACUAAAUGAUAAUCAAUCAUCAACAUACAAAAGUCGUCAAUCAUUGGGUAAAGCCAUUAAACGUGCCCAGAAAUCAUUACCAAAAGAACCAAAUAAACGUAUUACUGUAGUUCGUCAUAUAGCACAAACACUUGAUAUUAUUCCAAGAACAACUAAUCAGCAAGAACGUCAACAACGACAGUUACCGAUCGAAUUAAAACAAGCUGUGAUUAACUUUUACAACCGCGAUGAUAUCAGUCAUCAAAUGCCUGGGAAACGUGACCAUAUUACAAUAAAAGAUGAAAAUGGUUCAACAACUUUGCAAAAAAGAAUUUUAUUGAAUAGCAUUCGUGGAACAUAUGAAUUAUUUUUGAUCGAUCGUAAUAUUACAAAUGAUGCAUUGUCAGUUAACUCCUUUCGUACUUUGCGUCCAUUGAAUGUAUUAACAUAUUCUCAUAUGCCUCAUCAUAGUUGUUUGUGUAGUUAUCAUGAAAAUGUUAAUUUAUUACUAAAGCCAUUAUCCAAAUGUAUUAAUAAUCCUAAUUUAGUUUCACUUCAAUCAUUUUCAAAAGCUUUGGUAUGCAAUGAAGAUGAUGAAAAUUGUAUGUUCAAUAGAUGUUCAUUGUGUGCUAAUUAUUUUAAUGAUAAGUUUCGAAAGUAUGUACUCAAUCCAGCACAAAAAAUUCAAUGGUAUCAAUGGGUAUUCAAAAACGGAUAUUCAGAAAAACAAGAAUUUAAUGGUACAAUCCAUCAAUGUUUAAAUACACUUGAAGCACAACUCGAAUCAUUUUUGAUACAUGUAUUUAUCAAGAGACGACAAGCUACGUAUUUUGAAAUGAUCAAAUCAAUAUCGGACAAGGAAACAAUUUGUGUACAAGUUGACUAUAGUGAAAAUUUUAGAUUAGAAGUUCAAGAUGCUGUACAAGGAUCUUUUUAUACAAAAAAAGCUGUAUCAUUAUUUACUUGUUAUGCUUGGAGUUUGGAUACCGGUUAUUCAUUUGUUUAUGUUUCAAAUAAUUUAUCUCACGAUAAAUAUUGUAUAACUGCAGCACUUGAUGAUUUAUUUGAUAAAUUGAAAAUAAAAUUCAAUGAAUUGAAAGAAGUACAUGUAUUUUCCGACGGUGCUGCUCAGCAAUUCAAACAAAAAUUCUUGUUUAGAAAUUUGUGUCGUCUAUUUGAAACGUUUGACUCAUGGCAUUUUUUUGCAACAAGCCAUGGCAAAGGAGUAGUAGAUGGAAUUGGUGGAUCCAUAAAACGUCUUGUAUAUCGAUCUAUAUUAAGUGGACAAAAAUGUACAUCAGCAGCUGAUUUUAUUACUAUUGCUCGAUCAAAGACAAAUAAUAUCGAACUAUGUGAAAUCGAGCAAUAUCGAAUUGAUAAUGCUAAAAUAAAAUUAGAACGAAUAUUCCAAUCACUCAAAUCAGUACCAGAGACUAAAAAAAUACAUUCAGUUAAGGUGCUUUCAAAUAACUCAAUCGAACAUAAAUAUUACUCUAGUAGUUUAACAAAAAAAACACAUCGAUUUGAGAUUUGA